Pelodiscus sinensis (Chinese soft-shelled turtle) is the source of this 3851-nucleotide messenger RNA. It is a transcript of the gene THNSL1, whose product is annotated as threonine synthase like 1. Gene Ontology annotation, cellular component: cytoplasm. The record is from RefSeq and is a predicted model, not a curated record. NCBI's taxonomy places the organism in Eukaryota, Metazoa, Chordata, Testudines, Trionychidae. Gene Ontology annotation, biological process: amino acid metabolic process. Gene Ontology annotation, molecular function: pyridoxal phosphate binding.
GCGCAUGCGCAGCCUAGAGGCGGGCGCGGUGGUGCCGCGGAGGGCGAGGUUGUGUUUGCACGGCGGUACUUUGAGGCUCACGUUGCUGCUAACGUGCGGGCUCUGAGCCGUGCGCCAGGCCCGGCGCGGCCCUGCCCUGCUGCUGGUCUACAGAAGGUGUAAAAUCAAAUAGGAUUCCACACCAGGAAUACUUGAUGCUGUUCGUUUGGUGUCAUGUCUACUUAGAAGGGAAUUGGAUGAGCUAGAGCCAGAAUUAUUACACAUUUAAGUUACUUGUCAAGUUGGCUUGAAAAAGCAGAAGAUGUUUCAUGUUCGGUAUCAGCAUCUAAAAUUAAUAAGCCAGAACAUUAGUUCUAGUGUACAUCUAAAGUUGAUUUUUCCAAGAACUCUUGCAUUUGCACAACUAUGGAAGUCAUGGCUCUCAACUCUCUCUUUUGUUGGAGAUCAGAAUAUUGUCCUGAUGGGACCUCCUGGAGCUGGGAAAACAACAGUUGGGAGAAUAAUAGGUCACAAACUUGGCUGUCGUGUCAUAGAUGUGGAUGAUGAUGUCCUUGAAACAACCUGGAAUAUGAGUGUGUCAGAAAAAUUGCAGGAUGUUGGUAGUCAGCAAUUUAUAGAAGAGGAAGGAAAAGCCCUGUUAAAGUUUUCAGCAUCUGGAAGUGUAAUUUCCCUUUCUGGGUCUAAUCCAAUGCAUGCUGCCAGCAUGCAGCACGUGAAGAAAAAUGGGAUUGUUGUGUACCUUGAUGUACCCACUAAAGACAUAAUUAAUAGGCUGGAAUUAAUUAAAGUGGAUCGUGUAGUGGGGCAGGAUUCUGGAAAUUCUAUAGGAGACAUACUUCAGUUUAGGAAGCGGUUUUAUAAAAAAUGGUAUGAUAUCCGUGUUUUUUGUGAACGUGGACUUACAGCAGUGGCUGUAGCAAAUAAAGUCCUUGAUGCAGUAAAGAGAUAUCAAGAUACGGAAUCAGAAACUUUUAUUUCAACCAGACAUAUAAGGUCUGAAGCAUGUGAGCAAAAAGGCUCUGUUAAAUAUUUCACUGACGCUGUUGUUGAGGGUCUAGCAUCUGAUGGUGGACUCUUUGUUCCUGAGAAGGGUCUUCCAACAUUCACUGCUGGAGAAUGGCAAAGCUUAGUAGAAGCAACUUAUGUUGAAAGAGCUCUGAUUAUAUUGGAAAGAUUUAUACAUCCAGCUGAUAUACCUGCUUUCAAACUGGGAGAAAUCGUUGAGAUUGCUUAUGGAGAAAACUUUACGUGUUCUAAAAUUGCCCCUCUUAGGCAUCUGACAGGCAACCAAUUUCUUCUUGAGUUAUUUCAUGGACCCACAGCCUCAUUUAAGGAUUUGGCAUUACAGUUGAUGCCUCAUCUAUUUGCAUACUGUGUUCCCAAAAGAUGCAAUUACUUGGUUUUAGUAGCUACUUCUGGAGAUACAGGCAGUGCAGUCCUGGAUGGUUUUAGUCGUCUUAGUGAUACUGACAAGCAAAGAAUUGCUGUGGUCACCUUCUUUCCUGAGGAUGGAGUAAGCCAGAUUCAGAAAUCACAGAUGAUUGGCUGCCAAAGAGAAAAUGGGUGGUCAGUGGGUGUCAAAUCUGAUUUUGAUUUUUGCCAGACAGCUAUAAAACAAAUAUUUACUAAUUCUGAUUAUUCUGGCUUUCUUACUGUAGAAUAUGGAACAACUUUAAGUGCAGCAAAUUCUAUAAAUUGGGCUCGACUACUUCCCCAAGUGAUUUAUCAUGUUUCUGCCUACCUUGACCUUGUUCAUCAAGAUAUUAUUACUUUUGGAAGCCCAAUAGAUGUGUGUGUUCCUACAGGAAACUUUGGCAACAUAUUAGCUGCAUUGUAUGCAAAAAGGAUGGGAAUCCCUAUCAGAAAAUGUAUUUGUGCUUCCAAUGACAAUAAUGUUUUGACAGAUUUUAUAAGAACAGGUCUCUAUGAUUUAAGGGGAAGAAGAUUAGUACAGACUUCAUCACCAGCAAUAGAUAUUUUGAAGUCUUCCAAUCUUGAACGACAUUUACAUCUGAUUGCUAGUGGUGAUGGGCAGCUGGUGACACAAUUAUAUAGUGACCUGGAAAAUAAAUGUCACUUUCAGUUGCAGAAAGAUCUACUUGAGAAACUUCAGCAGCCUCAGGGGUCACUGGACGAGGAGGACUGUUUAGCUGCCAUCCACUCUGUGUACAGUACUACAGGGUAUAUUUUGGACACACACAGCGCUGUUGCUAAAGUAGUUGCAGAUCGAUUACAAGAUAGAACAUGCCCAGUUAUCAUUCCAUCUACAGCUCAUUAUUCCAAGUUUGCACCUGCUAUCUUGCGGGCUUUAAGGAUUGCAGAAAUAAAACAAAAUCCAUUAAGUCAGCUUCACUUACUGAGUUCUUACAGCCCUUUGCCUCCAGUCCAUAAGGGCCUGUUAAAGACAUUGAAAGAGAAUGAAAAGCAGAAACAUCAGAUCUGUGCUGCUGAUGUGAGUGUCAUGAUGGAAUAUAUAGAAACUGCAAUACAAAAGAAGUUUAUGAAAGUGUUCUAAGUAAACUUGCUUGGUAUUUACUAUACCAGUUUAAAUAUUUUCUUCACAAAAAAGUCACGCAUUGAUGCAUAGUACACAAGGUCUCAAGUUUAUAUUCUGAGUACACUUUCUCAUGUUCAGUUUAAAACACUUUAACAUUGAAUUUUUAAAAUUGUUCAUGAAUGAGAGAAUUCUAAUGCUAAUGGCAGCUGAAGAGAUUGAGGGGCUCUUUUUCAGAAAAAAAUAUAGUAUGGACAAAUCAGUAGUAUAGGUUUCUGCCAAUGUGCCUCAGCCCUAAUCUUGGAGGCAGCACAUCUAAAGUGAAAAGGUAAUCCUUUCUGAAAUGGCUAACAAGUGCUACAAUUGUUUGUUGUGUGUGUAUGUUAAGUGCUUUGAGUACUUGUCCACUGGGAAUUUAGCUAAACAUUACACUCAUUACACCUGAGGCACUGCGGAGCCUUCAGAUGUAAUAACAGCUUCCAUCUUCUCUUCAGCUGGGAUACAUUUAAAUUGGAAUCCUUGAAGUAAAAUUACCUAUAUCCUAUUAUCCAUACAAUAUUUCAAUAUACCUUCUCUUAAUAUAUUGCUUUUGUAUUGACCGUAGCUGAAGUUUUUUAUAUAAUCAUGUAUUCUUGUUCUCCAUCAAAGAUUUUUUCUUGUCAUGGGGGCAGUAUUUUGCCUUAUCAAAUAAAAGCUUUUCGUCUGUUUUAUGACCUUUUAAAGUAUAUUUCUUCCCUGAAUGUUCUUGCAGCUUCCAUUAGCUUCUGCUGAGGCUUUGUUGAGGUCACAAGUUUAUUGCACCAUCUUAUCUAACAGUAAAGGAUAGUAAUAUCAGAGGGCUUCUUGGAUAAAUGUAAAUGAAAAUACUCAAUUGUUGAAUUAUCAUCUUUGUAUUACAUUUUGUGUUGGCGUUAGGGACCCCAUAGGCUUUGGGAAGUAUUUAAAAUUACUUUUACUUAACAUGUCAAUUUUCUCCUCUGAUUGAGUAACUUUUGUGUAGCUGAGAAACCACAGAAAAUAAUUAUCUGAAGAUUGAAAUUAAAAUUAAAUGCUUCUAAAUGCAAAUCUAUUUUAGGUUACAUGGUCAGGAGACCUUUUCUAUAUCAGCUAAUAACUAGUGGUUUAACAGAUUUUUUUGCAUCAAAAAUAAUAGAUAUGAAUGUCAAAGUUUUUUGAUCAUUUUACCUUAUCUACUAAUUGUAGAUUAUAUUUGGCAACCAAGGGUGUAAAAUUUAAGUACUUGUUACAUAAUAUAGUGUGCUUUGUGAAAAUAUAAGCUGAUUGAAAUAAGAAUAGUUUGUAUAUGUUGUAUCAUACCUAAUACAAAUAAUAGCAUUUCAUGUCUAAUAAAGGUGUA